Molecule: messenger RNA, 1903 nt
Organism: Varanus komodoensis (Komodo dragon)
Lineage: Eukaryota; Metazoa; Chordata; Lepidosauria; Squamata; Varanidae
Gene: STX1A
Product: syntaxin 1A
Exons: 8
Coding region: 302-1045 (247 amino acids)
Biological process (GO): exocytosis; intracellular protein transport; synaptic vesicle fusion to presynaptic active zone membrane
Cellular component (GO): presynaptic active zone membrane; SNARE complex; plasma membrane
Molecular function (GO): SNAP receptor activity; SNARE binding
Source: RefSeq, a predicted model, not a curated record
AGGAAAAUCACGUUUCGUUUGAUUUCAGAAAUAGUACUGUAUUUUUCUCUUAUUACAACUAAAAAAUAACAGGAAAGUGCUCCUAAAACCCAAACUGAUGCUGGAGGAUGGCAGAGCAGUCUAAGGAACUGUGACUGAGGAAUCGCAAGUGUCCCACCCGCGCGUUGUUGAAAGCUCCAAAGGGUGAACACUGCUGCUUGUUUAUCCGAAAGGGCUUUUUCUGGUGGGGGUGCUUGUCUUGCAGGCCAAGGACAGCGAUGACGACGACGAAGUUGCUCUCGGGGUCGACCGGGACCACUUCAUGGACGAGUUUUUCGAGCAGGUGGAAGAGGUUCGGGGACUCAUAGACAAGAUCUCCGAGAACGUGGAGGAGGUGAAGCGGAAGCACAGCGCCAUCCUGGCGGCCCCCAAUCCCGGCGAGCGAACCAAGGCGGAGCUGGAGGAACUGAUGGCGGACAUCAAGAAGACGGCUCACAAAGUCCGCUCCAAGCUGAAGGGCUUUGAGCAGAGCAUUGAGCACGAAGAAGGGCUGAACAGGUCAUCAGCGGACUUGCGAAUACGGAAGACCCAGCAUUCCACCCUGUCUCGGAAGUUUGUCGAGGUGAUGUCGGAGUACAACGCCACGCAGUCGGACUACCGGGAGCGCUGCAAGGGGCGAAUCCAGCGGCAGCUGGAGAUCACUGGUAGAGCCACGACCAGCGAGGAGCUGGAGGACAUGCUGGAGAGCGGGAACCCUGCCAUCUUCUCCUCUGGGAUCGUCGUGGAUUCCAGCGUCAGCAGGCAGGCGCUGCACGAGAUCGAGACCCGGCACAGCGAGAUCCUCAAGCUGGAGAGCAGCAUCCGCGAGCUGCACAACAUGUUCGUGGACAUGGCCACGCUGGUGGAGAGCCAGCAGGUCCAGCACAGGAUGGCGUGGAAGGGAGCCAGGAGCCACCCCUCUCCAGGCGAGCGGGUCCUGCAGAGCACCACCCGCCGCGCGGCAGUGAGCCGGUCUCUGUGCGUCCCCCACUGCGCAGGGCGAGAUGAUCGAUCGCAUCGAAUAUAACGUGGAACAUGCCGUGGACUAUGUAGAGAGAGCCGUUUCGGACACCAAAAAGGCCGUCAAGUACCAGAGCAAAGCCCGGCGGGUGAGCCCUCUGUGCGUCUGUGUGGGGGCUGAGGCCCCCCUGCCCCGUGCAAGGGAAGGGGCUGGGGGGGUGCUUUGCGGGGACCGACUCUGGAGCACCUCGGAUGAUCAGUCGACUCCUGUGCUGCUAAACUUGGCGCAGGCCCUGGCAUUGGACCUGGGGCCCUUGCUUUGGCCAGCCCUUCCUGGGAACUGGGGCUGAACCCCCCCCCCCCCGCUAUGCACACACCAUUCUCUCCACCUCUGUGGGCACCCUGCGCUGCCGCCCUGGACCUGGGGCCGACCACCUAUUUGGUCUUCUUCCGAACUAUUCUGCUCGUUAUUCGCUUUUCCCGGAAAGCCUGCUGAGGAUCUGCAGAAGCGUGGGGGUGCCGCUUCCGUGCCGUCACUCUCAUCUUCAGGUCCCCGACCCUCUGGUGGGUGGUGAGGGUGGCAGGGAGUCUUCAGCGCCAGAGGCGGUGCAGUGAGAGAGAGUGACGCUGGUUAAGGAAGGGGUUUCUGCCUCGAUCUAUCAAAGCCCAAGAACGGAUCCACCAAGAAAAACGGUGUCUGCAGGUGUGCUGCCGAAAUGGAGGCUGCUGAGGGAGCGGUGCAGGCAGUGGCCUGGCCUCUCCUCCGGCUCGUGCCUGGCGUGCGUGGCUCCUUCGGCUCACACGGCGCCACUGUCGUUUCCUCCUCUUCCAGAAGAAGAUCAUGAUCGUCAUCUGCUGCGUGGUGCUGGGCGUCGUCAUCGCCUCCACCGUCGGCGGGAUCUUCGGCUAGGGGCCGCAGCCCAGA